AUGAACGUUGAAUAAAUUUUACAAGGUCUCAAUCCAAAUACUACUAACAUAAAUUUAGAGUUUAGGUAUGAAAUAUCAAUCAUAAUAAGGUAACUUGAUAGCAUCAAUCAUUUAGUAGAGAAUUUCGCUAGAUUCCAAAGAUUAAAAUAUGUAUUAGAUAUUUCCUAAUUUAAGAUUAAUCUCCAAGGUAAUAACCUGACUCAGUUGAGUAAUAACUUAGCCAUUCUCUAUAUUGAAGAAUUGGAUGUAUCAUAAAACCCUUUAGAUUUUGAAAUUGUCAUCAAGCAAUUAUAACAAUUAUCAAAACUAACGAAAUUGCACAUUACAAUAAAACCUGAAGAAGCCUAAAUAAUAUAGGAGAAUUUGCCAUAAUUGAGAUUUCUUAACAAUCGUGAAAUCAAUCCUGUUGUUUUCAAAUAAAAAGAAUUAGAAUAAUAUGCGAUCCAAUUUGAGAAAUUAAUAGAGAUUACAAAGGAUGACAGAAUGAGAAAUCUGUUUGAUGAACAUGUCAAAAACGUGAUGAAGGAUCUCUCAUUACGAUUAUCAAAAGACUUACCAGUGUUUAAAGCAAAAACUCAUGUGUUAAGAGCAAAAUAUGCUCUUUAGGAAUUAAACUUUAAUAUGAUAAUUGAAUAUGCUCAAAGUUUGGAUCAAAAGGUGGGUGCAUUCUUUCAGAUGGUUCAUGAUGAUCAUGCAAAUAUUUUUAAAGAAUUAACCAACAUCAUAUUGAGUCAAGAUGCAAUUAAUCCAGUGAGUUAAUAUAUCGAAAAAUUGGAGAAACAAGAAUACUUGAUAAAACAAUUAGAAUCAGAUUUAUAAGAGUAACAACAAACAAUAUAAAUGUGUUAAGAAGAGAACUAAAAAUAUUUGGAUCUUAUUAUUAGACACGGCAAAGCUAGUUAUGAUUCAAAAUAACCACAUCAAAAUUUGUAGUAAUAGUAACAGUAAGCCUUGAAACCUACCAACAAAAGAAUAGAUACAUCAGCAAUAAAGGAGAAAUCUCUACAAAGUAGUCUAUAGAAUGAGGGAUCGCUUUUGUCGACUGCUAAAUUAAUACCUUUAAAAUAGUUAAAGGAAUAGAUUUAGGAAAUUUAUGAUUCAAAGGCUAAAUAUGACUAGAAAUGUUAGGAGACCAAGCAAGCAAGGGAAACAAUGGAAUAACAUAUGUACACAUUUUUGAAUUAAAAGUAUGGAUUAAAGGUAUAUUUUACAAUAAUGUAAAUUAGAAUAUAAUAAUUGAAUAGGCUAGUACAUUAAUUUAGAGUGUGAAAAGAUUAAGUUAGGAAGACAACGAUGUGUGUGUGUUUGGUAAAAUACUCAGAAAUGAAUGCGAUGAAGAAUUUAGAUAUGUGCAGAUUUAGGUUAAACAAACAAUUGCAGAAUUGUUGCGUAUGUUUCUGAGAUAGAAGAAUCCUUUGAAAAAUAUGACUGAUAUCAAAGAGAUGUGGAAUCAAAAGAUGCAAAAUUAUCUUAGCUUUGAUGAAUGUCAGGAGAUCGUGAAUUACAUGUACAAUUAAGAGGAUAGUUAAGUGUUAUUAUAAAAGUUGAAUUAAAUCAAAUUAUAAGGGAACAAAUUAGAAUAUUGUUAAUUUGUCACUUCAAUUUUAGACUUUUAAUUGUUUACUCAUGAGAAAUACUUAUAAAAGUUUCUUAAGUUAUUCAGAUAAGUGGAUGCAGAGAAAAAAGGAUAUUUGACAGAUGUAAAAUAAAUUUUAUCUUAAAGGUGUAAUUUAGAUAAUUAAUGAAUUUGACAAAUCUGAAUUUGAGUGAAGAUGAAAUAAUUAAAUUUAUGUGCAUACUGGAUCCAUUUAAUACUUAGCAAAUGACAUUUUCUUCUAUUGUUUCAUUACUUUCCAGCGUUGGUAGAAAUCAAGUGACUUUAUUAUAAAAAAUUUAAUGA
This is a messenger RNA of Paramecium octaurelia, 1900 nucleotides long. The record is from the annotation of a GenBank genome assembly. Lineage: Eukaryota; Ciliophora; Oligohymenophorea; Peniculida; Parameciidae.